GAGAGCAGCAGAGUGUUGGUGGACGACGCAGUCUCUCUCUUGAGUAGCAGAGAAACGGACCGACGAGACUUGAGCUCCGAUCUGAGCUGGAUACACUCACACAGCAGCGGAGAGCUCACAGAAGCGCUGCGUAAAGACGCGCGUAAAGACCUCAGAUCAACCAAGAGGACACGUUUUAUUUAUUGAUCACACUAUCAUUCUCUUUCUGUCGCCACAAAGGGAUCUUUUCAAACGUUUUCACCUCGCUCCGUGUUUGGUUUUCUUCCUCUUCGUGGAUUUAGCCCUCUGAGCCGCGGUGGACUUUGCCCAGGAGGGAUCGCAGCUCCUUCCCCCGGUCACCAGCAGAGCCCGACAGCUGUCGUUCAUGUUUCAGGGGGCUGUUUUUGAUGGAUUUAUAAGCUCGACUUGUUUUUCAGUCGGAUACACAGCACUAAAGAGCCGCUCACAGACUGCUUUUUGGAAAGGAUACAGCGGCGACACCACAGCUCCAAAUGAGGAUUUCAAUAUUGAGUCAUAUCGACCGGGACAAGGAGUGAUUUCCCCCCUGGUGCCAGUCAUCCCUGCGCGGACACACCGGUAGAAAAGGGUCCAGAUUUAGAGACUUUGUGGGUUUUCUGAAGUUUCCAAUGCCAGGGGCCGGAGUGUAAGGCCAACUCCAGGCUUACAUUUCUACCUUUUAACCAAAAGACACACAAAAAGAUGGCGAGGAUCUGCACACUCUGCAUUCUGCUACUCUGUUUGAUGCACAGAGUGUCAGCCAGGGCUUUGGAUGAAGGAAGGACUAAAGAUCUCCGGGUCCCCAGGCCUCUGAUCUUGCCAGGUUACCCAGAAAACACCACAGGAGUGGUGGGUGGUCAGGCCAAGCUGGUGUGUAAAGUUCACCGGCCAGCGUCCACCAAGGUGCAGUGGCUGAAGACGGAGGUCAGCGAGGGGGGAAUGCCUCGCCUCAGGGCUCUGACGGCCCUGCAGAGCAACGCGUCCAAGGUGAACACUUUGCAUCUGUCCAACAUCACUCUGGAGGAUGCAGGAGAGUACAUCUGCAUGGCUGAGAGCACCCACGCAGGACAGACGCUACAAGCCAUGCAGUCAGCGUGGCUGGAGGUCCUGCCUGGUACCAUAAUUUCUCAGACUGUGGAGCUGAGUGCUGCUGACAUCCCAUCAGAUGUUCUUGAGGACCUGAGUGAGGACACGACAGAACAUCUCCUGCUGGAGCCGGGGAACGUCCUCAAACUGCGCUGCGAUACAAGAACUCGGCCCGGUAUGGCGGUGAACUGGUACAAGGAGGGCAUUCGGGUUCUGCCCACGCCCCGCAUCCAGAUCCGUGGCACCAUCAUGGAGAUCACAGACGUAACAUACGAGGACUCUGGUGUUUAUGUUUGUGUUCUACGGGGAACCAAAGGGCCUGUGAGGAACUUCACCAUCACUGUGGCAGACUCGCUGGGGUCGGGGGACGAUGAUGAGGAUAAUGGCUUGGAGGACUCGUCGGCUGAGGUUGAGAAUGACCAGGUUUACUUCUCCAGAGGUCCCUACUGGACCUACCCCCAGCGUAUGGAGAAGAAUCUGUAUGCUGUCCCUGCAGGCAACACAGUGAAGUUUCGUUGCCCGGCCAUGGGCAGCCCCAUGCCCAGCAUCCGCUGGCUCAAAAACGGACGGGAAUUUCGAGGAGAUCACCGCAUCGGGGGCAUCAAGCUGAGACACCAGCAUUGGAGCCUGGUAAUGGAGAGUGUGGUGCCUUCAGACAGAGGAAACUACACCUGUGUGGUGGAGAACAAAUACGGCUCCAUCGCUCACAGCUACGUUCUCGAUGUCCUGGAGCGUUCCCCACACAGGCCCAUCCUGCAGGCCGGUCUGCCAGCCAACACCACAGCAGUGGUGGGCAGCGACGUCCAGUUCCACUGCAGGGUCUACAGUGACGCCCAGCCUCACAUCCAAUGGCUCAAACACAUUGAAAGGAACGGCAGCCGAUACGGGGAUGAUGGGACGCCCUACGUUCAGGUCCUUAAGACUGGCAGUCUGAACAUGUCCGAGGUGGAGGUGCUCUACCUGUCCAAAGUGACCAUGGAGGAUGCAGGAGAGUACACCUGUCUGGCUGGAAAUUCAAUCGGUUAUGCGCACCAGUCUGCCUGGCUCACUGUCAUCUCAGAGGAGGAAGCAGCAGUGUCUAUGGACACCAUGGAGACCAAGUACACUGACAUCAUCAUCUACGCCUGUGGCUUCCUGGCUCUGAUCAUGGCCAUAGUCAUCGUGGUGUUGUGUCGGAUGCAGGUCCACCCCAGUAGGGAGCCUUUCGACGCCCUCCCUGUCCAGAAGCUCUCCAAGUUCCCUCUUCGUAGACAGUAUUCAGUGGAGUCUAACUCGUCAGGGAAGUCCAGUGCGUCACUGAUGAGGGUGGCUCGCCUCUCGUCCAGCUGCUCUCCCAUGCUGGCUGGAGUCAUGGAGUUUGAGUUGCCUUACGACCCAGAAUGGGAGUUCCCGAGAGAGAAUUUAACGCUGGGCAAACCUCUAGGGGAAGGCUGCUUCGGUCAGGUGGUCCGAGCCGAGGCCUACGGCAUCAACAAGGACACCCCGGACCCCGCCUCCAUUGUGGCUGUUAAGAUGCUCAAAGAUGAUGCCACAGACAAAGAUCUUGCAGACCUCAUCUCGGAGAUGGAGCUGAUGAAGGUCAUGGACAAACACAAGAACAUCAUCAACCUGCUUGGAGUCUGCACACAGGAUGGUCCUCUGUAUGUGCUGGUGGAGUACGCCUCCAAAGGCAGUCUGAGGGAGUAUCUGCGGGCCCGGAGACCCCCAGGCAUGGACUACACCUUUGAUGUGACCAAGGUGCCUGAAGAGCAGCUCACCUUCAAAGACCUGCUGUCCUGUGCCUACCAGGUGGCCAGAGGGAUGGAGUACCUGGCUUCUAAAAGGUGCAUCCACAGAGAUCUGGCAGCCAGAAAUGUUCUGGUAACGGAGGACAACGUGAUGAAGAUUGCUGACUUUGGCCUGGCCAGAGGAGUCCACCAGAUUGACUACUACAAGAAAACCACCAAUGGACGGCUGCCAGUCAAGUGGAUGGCACCAGAAGCUUUGUUUGACAGAGUCUACACACACCAGAGCGACGUGUGGUCGUUUGGCGUCCUGAUGUGGGAGAUCUUCACACUGGGUGGCUCACCGUACCCUGGGAUCCCUGUUGAGGAGCUUUUCAAGCUGCUGAAGGAGGGACACCGCAUGGACAAACCCUCCAACUGCACACAUGACCUCUACAUGAUGAUGCGUGAGUGCUGGCAUGCUGUUCCCACCCAGAGGCCGACCUUCAAACAGCUGGUGGAGGAGCUGGACAAAGCGCUGCUGUCCAUCUCUGACGAGUACUUGGACCUGUCGACCCCCUUCGAGCAGUACUCCCCGUCUUGUGAGGACACGUCCAGUUCCUGCUCCUCCGACAACGACUCUGUUUUUACCCACGAUGCCUUGUCCACCGACCCCUGCCUGCUGGGCUACCAGGACGUGCGCCGGAUAGACAUAAAGACGGCGCUCCGAUAAACUCUCAACUGAAGGCACCCACACAUGUAACACAUCCACUGGCAGCCAUAUUGGAGGUCCGCCGCUGCAUUUCUGAAGUUAACUUAAAGUCUAUAUACAUGAAGUUUUCCACUGGACCUCCAUUAUGGCACCAGAAGAAGCCUUUAGAUAUAGCUGGGCAUUUAUACACACAUAAAAACACAUGUAUGCACGCGGAGCACUGAGGCCGCUGGGCUUCAUCACAUGGUGAACAUUUGAAGAAAAACAUUUCAUCGUGGAGGACACAACAUGUGGUACUGUGGACUAUCAGCUCUGCCACUGUGCCCACGAACAGCUGUAAAACUGCGGCACUAAACACCACAGAAGAAGAAACCUGGUACUCUUAACUCCUCAAAAUGCGAUCCACUCUCCCUCAAGAGAGGUGACAGACAGUGAUCUCCUCACACAACCCAAACCAAGGCGACAAACCUUGGUGAUAAAGACAUUUUUAACAUAAAAAAAGAUUUAUUUUGCUAUGA
Molecule: messenger RNA, 4016 nt
Organism: Centropristis striata (black sea bass)
Lineage: Eukaryota; Metazoa; Chordata; Actinopteri; Perciformes; Serranidae
Gene: fgfr4
Product: fibroblast growth factor receptor 4
Exons: 21
Coding region: 700-3519 (939 amino acids)
Biological process (GO): positive regulation of ERK1 and ERK2 cascade; protein phosphorylation; cell surface receptor protein tyrosine kinase signaling pathway
Cellular component (GO): signaling receptor complex
Molecular function (GO): fibroblast growth factor binding; fibroblast growth factor receptor activity; ATP binding
Source: RefSeq, a predicted model, not a curated record